UUGCAAACGAGUAGUUGUAAACAGCGAUAAACCCUAGGAGUGAGGCACAAAAGUGAUUUCCAAAUAAAAGAACACGUGUCAAUCUGUUAGUACCUGAGCCAACGAGAAAUAAGAAUAAGGAUUUCUCAAACUUGUCCCAUUUCAUUCACUUCAUCACUGUUUUAUCUUUCAAACCCAAAAAAACAGAGAGAUAUGGAACAGAGUAGUAGCGUUUGGUUAGAGACUGAGAUUGAAACUGCUCAAAUUCUUGCUCAUUUGCAUAACACUUUCUCUUUGUUCAGCCAUGUACCCUACUCAUGGGUGUGCAGAAAGAAGAGAUCUGCAAUUUCUAAUAAACACUCUUCUAAUGGCGGCGGCGCAACCACCGUUGUUCCUCCUCCUCCUUCUUCUUCUGACGCCGUUAAAGCUAAAGUUUCAAGUCCAACAACCCCUCUUUCUUUUCCAACAACUGAAUCAGAUGAGAAACCCAAGCAUUCGGAAAAAAGAACUUCUCUCAAAAGGCAGAAGAAAGAACACUAUCUUAGUAUUAUCCAAAAUUUGACGAAAACCAAAGACUCCACCACUCAAGAGAUUGCAAAUGUGAAACGUCAAUGCGAAGAAUUGAAGCUCUUCAAUUCCAAAUUGAAAGCAAAACAAAAAGAGCUAUAUAUCAAUGGUCCCAAAGAUGAAUACAAGAUUCCCAAUUUAGAAAUUAAUAACGCAAUGAAACUGAAUGAUAUCAUCAAAAAUUCAGUCAACACUUCCAAUUCCACUACUGAAAAUCAAGAGCAAAGAAUUCAUCAUGCCAACAAUUUUGGGCUUGAUCCAACGACGUCGUUGGGAGUGGCGUCGUCAUCAUCUUCGAUGGGCCGAAACAGUGGUGAUAUGGGCCCAUUAUCCAUUCCUGAUUUGAACAUAUCAUUUGAAGCAAUUAAAGAUUUGAGCAAAGUUAUGGCAGAUCAAGCAAGACAGAGAAGGAUUCAUAUUUUGAGACUCAAGAAAAAUAAUGCCAAAGAACACCAAUCUUCUUCUAGUAGAUAGUACCACUAAGUUGUUAUUUUUUAACUAUUUAAAAAGUUAUAUAAGAAUAUUCAUUAUGAAUAUUUCUUUUUUAGGAAAAAAUUGUGAUGUUGAACCAAGGUUGCUAUAAACUAGUACUACAUUAGGAAAUCUGGUGCAUCUUGGUCAACAAAAUAUUUUUGGAAAUAGUAUAUGUUUAGUAACGUUUGAGAUUUCUACUUUUGUGAGUCCUCAGUUACAUUUGGAGGCAAUUCCGUUCGGUAUAAUGUAAAAUGUGCAUUAAGAGAAUCAAAAUAUCACACAAAUGCCUUGGAUUGCGAGGAUUGACAUGAUAUGAUAAAUUUAUGAAUCAUAUGUAACAUAAGAUAAUUGCUAGGAUUGAAAUAUUCACUUAAGUUCCAAGUUAAAA
Molecule: messenger RNA, 1408 nt
Organism: Lathyrus oleraceus (garden pea)
Lineage: Eukaryota; Viridiplantae; Streptophyta; Magnoliopsida; Fabales; Fabaceae
Exons: 4
Coding region: 193-1020 (275 amino acids)
Source: RefSeq, a predicted model, not a curated record